UCCUCUCUCUCACUCUUCCCCUCCCUCCCUCCCUCUCUCUCUCUCUCUCUAGCUCUUCCCCUCCCUCCCUCCCUCUCUCUCUCUAGAAAACACAUAGAAACUAAACAAAAACCCAUUUCAAAUCUCCAAACUCCAUAACCGACUCACAACCCAAAACCUCAAAGCUCGAAGCUUUUUAAUGGGGUUCCCAGUUGGGUACACACAGCUUCUGCUCCCAAAGCUCUUCAUCCAAACACUCUCUCUGCUGGGUCUAAUCCAAAAACUCAUCUCCGCCUUCGUCUCCCUGCUGGGUCUCCAAUAUUUCAUCGAACAGGACAAUGCCUGGUCCGACCCGCCGGCCAGAUUCCCGGAGUUCUACUCCGUCUCCGCGGUUCUGAUCCGGGAAAUCCUGCCGCUGGCGAAGUUCUCGGACCUGGUGGACCCGCCGGAGUCGUGCGCCGUGUGCCUGUACGAGUUCGAGGGCGAGGACGAGAUACGACGGCUCACGAAUUGUCGUCACGUCUUCCACAAAGGGUGCGUGGACCGGUGGGUCGGGUACGACCAGAAGACGUGCCCGCUGUGUCGUACGCCGUUCAUAUCGGAGGAUAUGCAGGGCGAUUUCAAUGAGAGGCUUUGGGCCGCUACUGGGAUCCCUGAUUUUUACGGUGAUUAUUCUCACACUAAUCUUGGCUUUGAAUUGUAGCACUACUAAUUCAAAGGUCUUUUACUUUCUUUUUACUUCAAAGAAAAGAAAAAUUGAGAAGAAGAGUAUGAGAAUCGAACUCUCGAUUUUGGUGCGAAAGGUGGAGUGGACCUCGCCGUCGUGGUCGUCGGUGAAACAGAAGAAUCCAACUUUUGUCGUGAAUGUAGUGCCUAAGAUUCUACUACGGAGUUUGUAAAAUGUGUAAAUACACGAUAUUGUUGGAUAAAAGAAAAUUGAGAAUUGAGUGACAAAUGAGAUGAUCUUGUAUAGUUUUUUUCUUUCUUUCUUGAGAAUUUUAACGAAAA
Messenger RNA from Malus domestica (apple), 987 nucleotides. RefSeq names its product brassinosteroid-responsive RING protein 1-like. The record is from RefSeq and is a predicted model, not a curated record. NCBI's taxonomy places the organism in Eukaryota, Viridiplantae, Streptophyta, Magnoliopsida, Rosales, Rosaceae.